CCGGGGGCACCCAGGUGGGGGUAAAGCGCGGGAGUGUGUGUGUGUGUGUGUGAGUGGAUAUCAACGUCAGGCUGUCUUAGACCUUCCUCCCACUCGUCUCUAUCACUUUCCUCGCAGCAGCCUGAUAACGCAGUUUUAGUGCUUGUAGAAAACUGUUGAAGAUGGGAGGUGCAGUGAGUGCAGGAGAAGAUAAUGAUGAAUUAAUUGAUAACCUGAAGGAGGCACAAUACAUCCGGACAGAACUGGUAGAGCAGGCAUUCCGAGCCAUUGAUCGAGCAGACUACUACCUAGAAGAGUUCAAAGAUAAUGCCUACAAGGACUUGGCAUGGAAGCAUGGAAAUAUUCAUCUCUCAGCACCGUGCAUUUACUCUGAGGUGAUGGAAGCUUUGGAUCUGCAACCAGGGCUGUCAUUUUUGAAUCUUGGCAGUGGCACUGGUUAUCUGAGUUCUAUGGUUGGACUCAUCUUGGGUCCUUUUGGUGUUAACCAUGGUGUGGAGCUUCAUUCCGAUGUGAUCGAAUAUGCGAAGCAGAAAUUGGACUUCUUCAUUAAAACAAGUGACAGCUUUGACAAAUUUGAAUUUUGUGAGCCAUCUUUCGUUACUGGCAAUUGUUUAGAGAUUUCCCCGGACUGCACUCAGUAUGACCGUGUUUACUGUGGUGCUGGAGUACAGAAGGAACAUGAAGACUACAUGAAGAACCUGUUGAAAGUUGGGGGAAUUCUUGUCAUGCCUCUAGAAGAGAAGUUGACUAAGAUAACUCGUACUGGCCCUUCUGCCUGGGAGACCAAGAAGAUUCUUGCUGUUUCUUUUGCUCCUUUGAUUCAGCCUAACCACGCAGAUUCAGGAAAAUCAAGGCUUGUUCACUUGCCCCCAGUGGCUGUUCGCAGCCUCCAGGAUCUGGCUCGCAUAGCCAUCCGAGGAACCAUUAAAAAAAUUAUACAUCAAGAAACAAUGAGCAAAAAUGGAAAUGGGCUGAAGAACCCCCCAAGAUUUAAACGAAGACGUGUGCGUCGCCGUCGCAUGGAAACUAUUGUUUUCUUGGACAAAGAGGUCUUCGCUAGUCGUAUCUCCAACCCAUCAGAUGAUAACAACAACUGUGAGGAUAUCGAGGAUGAGAGACGAGAAGAGGAAGAAACUAAACCCUCUGAACUAAAGCCAGAUCCUCCUGUAAACUUUCUGAGAGAAAAGGUCUUGAGUCUGCCUUUGCCUGAUCCUUUGAAAUAUUACCUGCUUUAUUACAGGGAAAAGUAAUUUCCUUCUUCUAGAAAGUGGGAAGUAGGCAGAAAAUAAAGUACUACUUAGGGCUUGACAAAUGUGUACCACUUGCUUGCCUGCUAAUAUGACCACCCAAGGCAGUAGGCUAGCUGGGGAAUGUGGCUGCUGUAUACUUAAACAUUAUAGCUUUUUUGAGUUUCUUCUUUCUUCUCGGUUGUGUGCUAUAGUUUUAUUCUACAGCAGGAAUUCCUUAGGAAGCAAGUUGGUGAAAUGCUCAGCUGCUUAUGGAAAGGGUUUAAUUCCCUGAAACUAACUGCACAGAGAGAUUCUAAAAACCUCACAGCUGCUCUACUGAAUUGCAGGUUUUAAAUAUUCUUAGCAGUUCCCCAAAGACCUUUGUUGUCUGCACUCCUCCCACUAAACCUGCCAUGUGUUUACCAUGGUAUGCGUUUAAUGGAGGAUGAAGAUUAUUAGUAAAAACUAACCUGGCAAAUCUUGUUUCUUCCAGUAAUCUGAAAAAGCACAACUUU
Molecule: messenger RNA, 1744 nt
Organism: Falco peregrinus (peregrine falcon)
Lineage: Eukaryota; Metazoa; Chordata; Aves; Falconiformes; Falconidae
Gene: PCMTD2
Product: protein-L-isoaspartate (D-aspartate) O-methyltransferase domain containing 2
Exons: 6
Coding region: 162-1250 (362 amino acids)
Biological process (GO): protein modification process
Cellular component (GO): cytoplasm
Molecular function (GO): protein-L-isoaspartate (D-aspartate) O-methyltransferase activity
Source: RefSeq, a predicted model, not a curated record